AUGGGUGUCACUGGCCUCUGGACCGUUCUGCAGCCCUGCGCGCGGCCAAUCAAGAUCGAAACGCUGAACAAGAAGCGCCUCGCCGUCGAUGCCUCCAUCUGGAUAUACCAGUUCCUCAAGGCCGUGCGCGACAAGGAAGGAAACGCUUUACGGAACAGCCAUAUCGUUGGUUUCUUUCGCCGAGUAUGCAAGCUUCUCUUCAUCGGCAUCAAGCCCGUCUUCGUCUUCGAUGGCGGCGCACCGGCGUUGAAGCGACAAACCAUCAACAACCGCAAGUCGCGACGUGAAGGUAGACGAGAAGAUGCGGUCCGGACAGCUGGAAAGUUGCUGGCUAUACAAAUGCAGAGGGCUGCUGAGGAAGAAGAGAAGAGGCGGAAGGAAGCUGCCAAGCAUCCAAGAGAGGAGCCACCGCAACAGGAGGAAGAGAUACCCGAUAAUCUGGUCUAUGCGGAGGAACUUCUGCAGACGCCCCAGGAGCGAACAGAAAAUCGCACCUUCAAGAAGAAGGACCAAUAUCACCUUCCGGACCUGGGCAAGUCCAUGUCAGAAAUGGGGGCUGCGAAUGAUCCCAGAGUCAUGUCGCUCGAAGAGCUGGAGGAGUACGCACGUCAAUUUGACAGAGGCGAAGAUAUCAAUGUCUAUGACUUCUCCAAGAUUGACUUCGAUGGUCAUUUCUUCCAGAGCCUGCCUCCGGCUGAUAGGUACAAUAUCUUGAACGCAGCCAGGCUAAGAAGUCGACUCAGGAUGGGACACUCAAAAGAACAGCUUGACGCAAUGUUUCCAGACAGGAUGGCUUUCUCCAAGUUCCAAAUCGAGCGUGUGCGCGAACGUAAUGAACUUACGCAGCGAUUGAUGAACCUCAACGGGAUGAACGACGAUGCAUUUGGCGCAGGCGGAUUCAAUCGCGUUGCGGGCGAGAGAGAUAGGGAGUAUGUUCUCGUCAAGAACGACGGAGUGGAAGGCGGUUGGGCCCUCGGAGUUGUGCUGAACAAGGAAGAGGGCAAAGCUCACAAGCCGAUUAACGUGGACCUACCAGAGCGCCCUGCUGAAGAAGAACAAGAAUGGGAGGACGAUGAAGACUUCGAGGACGUCCCAAUCGAGGGCCUGAACAGGCUGCCAAAGCCCAAGGGGAGCUUGAGCGCCCAAGAGAAGGAGGGCCGUGAGUUCAUCGCGAACGAGCUUGCGACACGACGCAGAAGGCUUUACAAGUCGAGGAGAGAGAAGCCAGUACAGUCUAAACCACAAAGGGCUACCCCGGUCAACCAGGAUCCAGACUCGUUGUUCCUUGCGGAUGACAACGAAGAAGAGGAAGACUGGGAGAACGUUCCGAUGAACGGGGCGAUCGAUGUGGAUGAUGCAGGGGAUGAUGUUGAGAACGAGCAGUUACAGCAAGCCAUUGCCUUGUCAAUGCAACCCGAGAAACAAGUUGUCGCUGAGGAAUCUGACGACGAUCCAGUGCGUGAAGUUUUCGAACAGAAGCGUGCCGCUGAAGCCAAUCCUUUCGCUGGAACGAAGGGUUCUGGAAUGGCUAUCGCAAGGCUUGCCAAUCAACGCAGUAACAAGCUUGCUCCAAAAGGUCCUUUUGAAGGAAGCGACAGUGAAGAGGAUAUGGACUUGCAGGCUGCACUAGCGGAGUCUCGCAAGUCCAAACGUCCAGUUAAGCCAAGGAAAUCGUCAUUUACACAACAGGACCCAACACCAGCACCCGCUAUCAAGUCUGCGCUAAAGCCGAAGAACGCUGCCGGUUUUGACGGGCCGCUCCCUUUCGAAAGACUCAACCUAGGCAACUCUCUUUUAGGCAAGAAGAAAAUGGAGAAGCUCGAAGAAGACAACGCAGGCGGUUUCGAAAGAGACUAUGGGCAAGAUAAGAAGGAUGCCGUGCCACUUCCACCUUGGUUCAGCGGCCAAAGAGAUAUUGCAAAGGAAGUGAAUGCUCAACGGCAAGAAGAGAAGGAACAGUGGGAAGAAGCACGUCAGGAGGAGAAGUCCAGAUUCCAGUUCCAGCAGCUCCCAACCCUUCGAAAGCCAGAGACCAAAGAAGUUAUUGAUUUAGAUGCGCCAGCUAGCCAAAAUCAGGACCAAGUGAUUGCAAUCGACUCAGACGACGAGGCCGAUGCACAGAUGGAAGACGUUCCAGUUGAGGAUACCAAAUUGAGGAUGGGCGAUCUCGCUGACAAAGUCAAGGCGGAGCCCCCUAAACCGCUUUCUCCGCAGCAGAAGUCGCCUCCCCGCCAAGAUCCUAGUCUGGUGAAGAAGACCCCAUUUGCGGAUGAUUCUGAUGAGGAACCAGUGGAUUGGUCUGAGAGCGAGCCUGAAGACGAGAGACAUGUACAGCAGAAGUCGACCACCGGCGGGAAGUCAGAGCCAACCGUUGUGCACCCUCCAAGGUUUCCGUCCGAAGAAUCGGAAGAGUUUGAGGAUGUACCCAUGCAAACAGAGACAGCCGAUUUGACUGAACCUACUAAGUCGGCAUCUCCAGAGUUUGAAGAUGUGCCUAUGCAGGGCGAACCUGUUUCAGCAGCUGCACCCCCAAAAUCACCAUCGCCAGUGUUUGAAAAUGUUCCCAUUCGCCAGGAACGACCACGUCGACCACCAAGGGAGCUAUCGCCUUUGCAAGGUCCAGACGAUCUGACAAAGCCUAUCGUCCCUCACAGUGGCGUAGCAGAUGACAGCGCACCUCUAGACAUGCCUGAAGGUAACGACUCGGAUCAGUACUCUGAUCCUGAGGACGAAGAACUCUUCGCAUCUCUAGCGAAAGAAGCAGAAGAGCAUGCGCGAUUCGCUCAAGAACUGUCCAACAACACUGCAGCCAGGGUAAAUUUCGAUGACGAGCUCAAACAGCUCCGUGCACAGCAAAAGAAAGACCGUAGAGAUGCGGAUGAAGUCACCCAGACCAUGAUAUCCGAGUGCCAGCACUUGUUAACUUUGUUCGGACUGCCGUACAUCACAGCGCCUAUGGAAGCCGAAGCGCAAUGCGCCGAACUGGUCACACUUGGCCUUGUGGACGGCAUCGUGACCGACGACUCCGAUACCUUUCUCUUCGGCGGUACGCGUGUCUACAAGAACAUGUUCAACGCAGCCAAAUUUGUCGAAUGCUACCUUGCCCAAGACCUCACCAAUGAAUUCAACCUCACACGGGAGAAGAUGAUUGCAAUUGCCCAAUUGCUUGGCAGCGACUACACAACAGGCAUUCCAGGCAUCGGGCCCGUAACCGCGCUUGAAAUCCUCUCCGAGUUCCAAGACCUAGAGUCUUUCCGAACAUGGUGGGAUGGCGUCCAAAGUGGGACUAUCAAGAAAGAAGAACACGCAAAGAAACCGUUCCGAAAACGGUUCCGCAAGAACCAGGCUACCAAACUCUUCCUACCGCCAGGGUUCCCAGAUCCUCGUGUAGCCGAAGCUUACCUUCAUCCCGAGGUCGACAGUGACCCUGAGCCGUUCCAAUGGGGCGUCCCCGAUCUGGCUGCUUUGCGUUCUUUCUUGAGUUCUCAGAUUGGAUGGAGUCCUGAGAGGACGGAUGAGGUGCUUGUCCCUGUUAUCAAGGAUAUGAAUCGAAGGGAGAAGGAGGGUACGCAGGCGAAUAUUACUCGGUUCUUUGAGGGGGGUGUCGGGGCUGGCGCUUUUGCGCCGAGAGUGAGGAAUGCAGAGAGCGGGCCGAGUGGGAAGAAGAAGGGUACGGGGGCAGCUGGAAAGAGGUUGGGUGCUGCGUUGAAUCGGUUGGCGGGGAAGGAUGGAGAGACAGGAGAUGGGGUGGCGACUGCAGGUGGAGAGGCAGAAGCUGCGCAUGAGACGACUACUGGCGGGACAGGCAGGAAGAAGAGGAAGGCUGCAAGUAAGCCCAUGUCUUUGGCUGAAAAGGAGGAUGGAGAUGCGACUGCCAGUGUUGAGGAAGAGGAAGAAGAUGAGCUUUACAAGGAGCCCACAGCGAAGAAACCACGGAAGACGCGGAAGGGGAAAGCAGCCAAGUAA
Alternaria incomplexa is the source of this 3966-nucleotide messenger RNA. RefSeq lists its product as uncharacterized. Bases 1 to 3966 code for a protein of 1321 amino acids. Gene Ontology annotation, molecular function: DNA endonuclease activity; single-stranded DNA binding. Gene Ontology annotation, cellular component: nucleus. Gene Ontology annotation, biological process: nucleotide-excision repair. NCBI's taxonomy places the organism in Eukaryota, Fungi, Ascomycota, Dothideomycetes, Pleosporales, Pleosporaceae. The record is from RefSeq and is a predicted model, not a curated record. The transcript has a single exon.